Carica papaya (papaya) is the source of this 3509-nucleotide messenger RNA. RefSeq names its product dnaJ protein ERDJ2A-like. Gene Ontology annotation, cellular component: Sec62/Sec63 complex. The record is from RefSeq and is a predicted model, not a curated record. NCBI's taxonomy places the organism in Eukaryota, Viridiplantae, Streptophyta, Magnoliopsida, Brassicales, Caricaceae. Gene Ontology annotation, molecular function: RNA binding; transmembrane protein transporter activity. Gene Ontology annotation, biological process: post-translational protein targeting to endoplasmic reticulum membrane; SRP-dependent cotranslational protein targeting to membrane.
GAUGUUUUGUUUUCCGCAACUCCAACCUAAUUUCAAUACAAAACAUCCGUAAUUUUGCUGAUGUUUCUAUUUAAAAAAGAAAUUUUUUUGCUGAUGUUUCUAGUUUGAAGAAAACCCAAGGAAACUCACAUUAUGAGGUGCCUGUGGAGAGAUCAUGAUCUGAGUUCCAUCUUUUUCCUGGAAAUUUUCUUUUUCACAUCAAUAUGGUUAUAUUUCAUGCUUAGGGUUUUCAGUUCGGUAAUUUGUAUUCUAGUUCCCAUCUUUUUCCUGUGGAGAGAUCAUGAUCUGAAUUCCUAGCUUUCCCUAGCAUUUUUUUUUUCUCUCAUCAAUAUGGUUUUAUUUUCUUGCUUAAGGUUUUUGGUUCAGUAAAUUUGUAUUCUGCUUUACCAUUGGACAAUCUGUGUUUACUGGAAUUUCAAAUUUUUAAUUUCAUUGAUUGAAAUCUGUUUAACUCUGGGAUUUAAGUUGCAUUUAAACGUUUUGAAACUUCUAGGCAGUUUCAAUUUUGAUUUGACUAUAUGUUCAUUUGAUUUAGUUAUUGGCUUUGGUUAGGGGAUAUGAUCAUACGAUUUGACUCAACUAAGGUGGUAUUUACCUAUAUAUUCCUGUAUAUUUCUUGUUAUCUUGAUCAGUCUGUUGUGCUGUGUGCUACUGUUAAGCAACUUUGAUCUGCUGUCAGGAUUUAAGCUGUGUUAAAUGUGUUGAAACCUAUAGCUAGGUCAAUUUUGAUUUGAGUGUAUGUUUGUUUGAUUUUUCAGUAUGGUCUUUAGUUAGGGUUUCUGGUUGCUAUAAUGGGAUGCAAGCAAGCGGUUUGGCUAAACUAAGCUGGUGUUGACAUAUAAUUUUGUCUCUAUUUUUUGAUAUCUCUAUCUGCCUGUUGUUCUGGUACUACUAUUAGUCAACUUUCGAGCCGCUGUCAGGAAUUAAGGUGUGUCUAAUGUUUUGUAAACCUUUAGCCAGUUUCAAUUUUGAUAUGCGUGUGUUUAUUCAAUUUGUAAGUUAUGAUCUUUAGUUAGUUUUCCUGGUUGUGGUAAUGGGAUGCACUCAUGAGAUUUGGCUUAAAAAGAUGGUAUUUGCAUAUGUUUUCAAGGAUAUAUUCGUUGAUAUCUCAAUCAGUCUGUUGUGCUGGGUGCUACUAUAUGUCAAUCUUCGAGCUGUCAGGAGUGAUGAAUUUGGAUUGUGACGGAAUAGCAUAUUAAGGUACAGUGACUAAUCAGAAAUUGUUUGAUAAGAAUUUAGAAUGGCUGCUUCCGAAGAGAAUAGUGCCUUGUUCCCAAUUUUUAUCUUGACAAUAAUGGCACUGCCUUUGGUGCCUUAUACAAUACUGAAGUUAUGUCGUGCUGUCUCAAGGAAAACAAGGAGCAUACACUGUCAGUGCUCUGAGUGUGCACGUUCAGGAAAGUAUAGGAAAUCUAUAUUUAAGCGGAUAUCAAACUUUUCAACAUGCAGUAACUUGACACUCGUACUGCUUUGGGUUGUAAUGAUAUUCCUGGUUUACUACAUCAAGAACAUGAGUGGGGAGAUACAAGUUUUUGAACCAUUCAGUAUUCUUGGUUUAGAACCUGGAGCUUCUGACUCAGAAAUCAAGAAGGCCUAUAGAAGGCUGUCAAUUCAGUAUCAUCCUGAUAAAAAUCCCGAUCCAGAGGCACACAACUACUUUGUGGAGUACAUAUCUAAGGCAUACCAGGCUCUUACAGAUCCAAUAUCCCGUGAAAACUUUGAGAAAUAUGGCCAUCCAGAUGGCAGACAGGGAUUUCAAAUGGGCAUAGCUCUGCCUCAGUUUCUUCUGGACAUCGAUGGGGCAUCUGGUGGCAUACUCUUACUCUGGAUUGUUGGUGUUUGUAUUCUUUUGCCAUUGGUGAUUGCUGUCGUAUAUCUCUCAAGGUCAUCAAAGUAUACAGGAAAUUAUGUCAUGCAUCAAACGCUGUCCACAUACUAUUACUUCAUGAAACCUUCUUUGGCUCCGAGCAAAGUUAUGGAGGUUUUUACCAAAGCUGCUGAAUACAUGGAGAUUCCAGUUCGUAGGAGUGAUGAUGAACCUCUUCAGAAGCUCUUUAUGUCAGUUAGGAGUGAGUUAAAUCUGGACCUCAAGAACAUUAAGCAAGAGCAAGCUAAAUUUUGGAAGCAGCAUCCUGCUAUCGUUAAGACAGAGUUGUUGAUUCAGGCUCAGUUAACUAGGGAGUCAGCUGUCUUGUCACCAGCUUUGAUAGUUGAUUUCAGACGUGUUCUAGAACUUGCACCUCGCCUCCUUGAAGAAUUAAUGAAGAUGGCAGUUAUACCGCGAACUGCUCAGGGUCAUGGAUGGCUGAGGCCUGCAAUUGGGGUGGUUGAGCUUUCCCAAUGCAUCGUUCAGGCUGUUCCUCUAAGUGCAAGAAAGUCAACUGGAGGAUUUACUGAAGGAAUUGCUCCCUUCUUGCAGCUGCCACAUUUCAGUGAGGCUGUUGUAAAAAAGAUAGCACGCAAGAAGGUGAGAACAUUUCAGGAACUUCGAGACAUGCCUUUGGAAGAUCGCUCUGAUUUGCUUACUCAAGUAGCAGGAUUCUCUACUGCUGAAGUACAAGACACCGAGAAAGUGUUGGAAAUGAUGCCGUCCUUAACGAUUGAAGUUACAUGUGAGACAGAGGGUGAAGAGGGUAUUCAAGAAGGUGAUAUUGUCACUAUUCAAGCUUGGAUAACUCUCAAACGUGAAAAUGGCUUGAUUGGUGCCCUCCCUCAUACUCCAUACUUCCCUUUUCACAAGGAAGAAAACUUAUGGUUUCUACUUGCCGAUCCUGUCUCAAAUAAUGUGUGGUUCUCCCAGAAGAUGAAUUUCAUGGAUGAAACUGCAGCUAUAACAACUGCUUCAAAGGCGAUUCAGGAGACGAUGGAGGGGUCAGGAGCAAAUAUGAAGGAGACAAGUGAGGCAGUUAGACUAGCGAUCGAUAAGGUGCGAGGUGGCUCAAGACUGGUGAUGGGGAAGUUCCAGGCCCCAGUAGAGGGGAAUUAUAAUUUGACUAGUUACUGUUUGUGUGAUUCGUGGAUAGGCUGUGACAGAAAGUCAAACUUGAAAGUUAAAAUUCUGAAGAGAACUAGGGCUGGCACUAGGGGUGGUCUGCCAUCAGAGGAGGGAACUCUCAUGGAGGAUGGAAUUGAAGAGGAAGAAGAAAAUGAAGAUGAAGAUUAUGAUGAUGAUUACGAGAGCGAGUACAGUGAAGAUGAAGAUGAAAAGAAUAUCAAAAAGAAAGGUCCUGCUACCAAUGGCUCUGUACCUAAAAGAGGCUCGAGCUCGGAAGGUUCAGGUUCGGACGAGGACUGAGACAAAUUCUGUUGCCACACCAAAAAAAAAAAAAAAGCCUUGAAUUUUUAUAUUUAUUCAUAUAUAUUGUUUACUUAGGAAGAAAACUUCACAAAGCAGAACACUGAUAAUUGUCCAUGUGCCCCUCUGGCAUAUUCACAUAGUUCUGUUAGUGUAGACAUGUGUUUAGAAUCCAUUGUCAUUCACCCUUUUUGAAUUAAAUUUUUUUUAAAGA